GUUUCUACCUUCUUCCUGGUUCUCUCUCUCUCCGGGACUCUGGGGGGUUAGCAGGUCUGUGAGUCGGCGGUUAGCUUCAGUCCACCGGUACCGAGACCACGGAGGGUAACGGGUCUCUGUAACGGGUCUCUGUAACGGUCUGUGCUGGAUCACUGUACCGGAAACGGCUCCGUUAAACAGUGGCAGCACAAAGGGAACCAUCGACGCCGUCCAGAAGACCAGGACCCAGCUAAAACCCAGCCGUCCCUGUUUACAAGAAGAAGUGCCAACAAGCGAUCCGGUCUCAGGAGACAUAUCAGGUUUCUCUGCUGUGGUCAGUGCUGCCAGUCCUCUAGACCAGACUGCAUGCAGGGAAGAUGUUCACCUGAGCCCUCCUGAGUGGACCUCCUGAUCCAACCUCCUGAGCAGACCUCCUGAGUAGACCUCCUGAGUGGACUUCCUGAGUAGACCUCCUGAUCCAACCUCCUGAGUGGACCUCCUGAUCCAACCUCCUGAGUGUGACUCCAUCUUUCACCAAUGCCUCGAUGGAGAGCCUUCUUCAGUCAGCAUCUGCGAUGGUCCAGUCCGGUCUCCCAGGCCCUGGUCCUGUCCGUCAUCACGUUCUGUGUGAUCCUUCCUCUGAGCUGCCAUCAGCUGCUCUACUCUUACUUCUUCAUCAAGUCCAUGUACCUGGACUCCAUGAGUGAGGAGGUCCUGCAGGAGAGUCUCCAAAGAGGCCAGGACGCUCUGCGCUUCUGGCAGAGCACUUCCACCGCGGCGGCCUCCAGGUUCAGGGACAUCGCCCAGCAGCCUGACCUCCUGGUCACCGUGGUGACAGCCAGGCGGAAUGAAGGCCAGGACUUUCACUACCUGCUCCAGGUGAUGCAGCGCCUGAGCCGCCUUCUGGGGCGCUGCGGGGACCUGAAGUGUGCAGAGGUGUUGGUCUGCGAUGUGGAAAGCGGCACCCAAGAAAACCCGGAUGCCGUGCUGCUGGAGAACCAGUUCCAGGUGAUCCGGCGUUCCCCGGAGGAGCAGCAGAGGGACAGGGAGCGGAUCAACACCUUCGAGAGAGAGAAGAGGGACUACGUGUUCUGCCUCCGUAAGGGAUGGGAUCUGGUGAAGCCCAGAAACAUGGUGGUCUUGGAGGACGACGCGUUGCCGAAGGAGGACUUCUUCACGGUCAUACAGGAGCUGCUGUCCCGCCGCUUCGCCCUCCAGACCCUCUACAUAAAGCUGUACCACCCCGAGAGGCUGCAGCGCUACUGGAACCCAGAGCCGUACCGCAUCCUGGAGUGGGUGGGGCUGGGUCUGGUAGGAGCGAGCGCCCUCCUCCUCACGGUCCUGUACUGGAACCCCUGCUGCUUCUCCUUCACGCUGUCUGCCGGUCACCUGCUCUUCUUCACGCUCUACUUCAUGGCUGCCGCUGAGCUGCUGGGGCGGCACUACCUGCUGGAGGUCCGGAGACUGUCCCCCCAGCUCUACGCGGUCUCUCCGGCCACAGAGUGCUGCACGCCGGCCAUGCUCUUCCCCGGGAACUCCUCCCUCAGAGCCGCAGAGUACCUGGACGCCUCGCACUGCGUGAAGGGGAACGCCAAGGACACGGUUCUGUAUCACAAAGUGAGAACCACCCCCGGAGAAAGAUCCCACAGCGUGGAGCCAAACCUCAUCACGCACAUCGGGGCCUUUUCCUCCGUCAGACCAAACCCGUUAAGACCCAGACUCCUCUGAGGACAGGUAACCCAGACGCUGUGUUUCCAUCACAAAGACUUUAAAAGAAGACCCCCUCUCCAUCGCAGGAGUCCCAGAUCCUUUAUCUCACUCAGGACUGUCUGAAGGUUCCUGAGUGGUUGAUCUCUCCUCAGGUGAUCUUUCUUCUAGUCCUGGUAGGUCUCUGGAUCUCGGGGAUAGUGUCUUGAGGAGCGUUCUAGUCCGUAGAUAAAGUCCUGAGUACCUUUGGUGGAAACACAGCGCGAGUUCUUCCUCCCUUCUCCUUCACUUCCUGGACUUCAGCUCGGGAGGCGUUGCCAAAUCUCCACCCUCACUGAGCUGUGUCUGAAGUUUGAGACCGACGUGGAUCCAUCACUGCUGGAUCAAUACUACCACACUUUCAGAUGUGGUCCUGCUGGGAGUUUACACUCCACUCUGCUGUUCUUGUGGAUCUACUGCCUGGGAUCAUGGACCUUUACAAAAAUCAGAUGCUGUAUGUUUCCACCGCGACCAUCAUCAACCCGACGACACGGCUGUUAAACUCAUGAGUACUGGCUUUACAUCGGGGCCCACGGACACGAUGAAGGUCAUUAAAGGUCGUGUUUCACUGUUUGAACACCCAGAGCUCAUGGACUCAAAGGUCCGGGUUCCAGAUCACAUCUUCAAAUCCUGUGUUUGGGAUCCGGGCCUUUUUCCUUUCACUACGGUGUCCCUGAGAGCUCACAGCACUGCAGACCACAACACAACACAAACACACUGCAAAGACCACAACACAACAAA
Molecule: messenger RNA, 2466 nt
Organism: Notolabrus celidotus (New Zealand spotty)
Lineage: Eukaryota; Metazoa; Chordata; Actinopteri; Labriformes; Labridae
Gene: pgap4
Product: post-GPI attachment to proteins GalNAc transferase 4
Exons: 2
Coding region: 517-1707 (396 amino acids)
Biological process (GO): GPI anchor biosynthetic process
Cellular component (GO): Golgi membrane
Molecular function (GO): glycosyltransferase activity
Source: RefSeq, a predicted model, not a curated record